AUCAACACAAUGCAUGACGUGACGCUCAUCUUCGCCCUUCGUGUUGUACAGAAGACAUUCUUAUUGCCACUACCCAUGGGCAACACCUUCUUCUAAUUACCUUCUCUACAAGGGGGAUUUCGUCAUCAGGGUUUCUGCUCUUUGUGCGUGCAUGUAUACAUAUAUAUAUCUGCCCUCACAGACACACAAAUCCGCAUUUAAGCUAAGUGUACUGGAAUACUCAGAGCAUAGAUUGGCUGUGAAACAGAUCAAGAACUCAUGUCUGCCAUGAAGAUAACCGGUGCCUUUGUGCUUCUCGCCCUGGCAGUUCUUUGCUUAGCAAAUGCUGCCAAAGAGAAUGAGAUUCCAACUCAUGUACCUAGAGAUUUUAACUUCUCUCUGGCUAUGCUGGAGUGUCUGUCCUGGAGUCAACCUCUGAAAGAAAUGACGCAUCGAGCAAUAAAAAUCCUUACUCAGCCGAGCAGAGACAAGCUGUGCGGUGGUCCAGUGGACAGUAAUAGGGAGUGGAGGACACACACAGAGCUGCUCCCAUACCAGCACAACAUCUACAGCCUCUGACACCUAAAACUACACCAGGACAUACACACUUUUCCAGGAAGAGCCUGUUUCACUCUCCACACCAAACUAUCUUGCCCAUUUUUCCAGCUGUUACAUAUAUAUAUAUAUGGGGCAAAUUAACUUAUUUUAUAGGUUUUUUUGUUAGCUGGCCCUUGCCUCUCACAAGUUGGUGGUUGAACAGUGUUUAAAUGGUAUAAGUUACAAGCCACAGAGAUUCCCUCCCGUGCUGCUGCCUCUGCUGAGUUAUGUUGUGGGAACCUGGCAGCUCUGUCAGGUUUCUGACCUGCUUUGGCAAUUGGGGCUCAGUGUGCUGCCUCAGAAAAACCUAGGGAAACUAACAUCCCAUAUUCUCUCUCUUUUUAUAAGUGGGACAGUGGGUUUAAGCCCAUAAUACACACAAAAGGGUUAUUGGCUAGUGCCUCUCUUUGCCACUGGAGACCUCCCGGUCUGUGCUGAGCCCUGGCACAGGGAUGGCCACACACACCUCCUCGCUCUUCACCCGCCUACAGACCCCAGGCAAUGAUUACUGUAAAACUAAUCUUAUCACCUGUAUAAAUUUUAUCAUCUGUAAUAAAUUCCAGGGUUUGGCUGAAGUAACACUCAUGUCCUUCACUAAGAGCUGGAAUUAAGGGGGGGAAAAAAAAUCAGGCCAUAACAAGAGAACAGCAAGGCUGAGUUCUGUUUUAAAUCCUUUCACCAGCGUAAAAUGCAGCAAGAGUUGAUACUUGUGCAAUAAAGAGGCAGAAACCCUUCACAGCCUUGAAAAUUAAUCUCACCUGAAUUUACUGAAAUAUUGCAACUGGGCAGAAAAAUAUAUGAAGACUCACCUUUCCUGUAGUUGGAAAAAGGGCUGUAUUUUUUUCCAGUGCCUGAAUUCUCAUACAGCAAAGUCCCUGAAGGUGCUCAGUGCCUGACAUGGGUAGUGUCACACACAUCUCUGUCAGAGGAAUGGGGUUUAUUUUGAGGUUUAGGCUCAGCUAGUGUAGAAGAUGGAGCCUCAUUGACUGCGUUGAUGUAGAGCACCUGACAAGUUUGUCCAAAAAUUUCAUAUAUCAUUUGUGUAGGUGAAUGGAGAAUGUGACAG
Columba livia (rock pigeon) is the source of this 1642-nucleotide messenger RNA. RefSeq names its product ovomucoid. The transcript has 3 exons. Gene Ontology annotation, molecular function: serine-type endopeptidase inhibitor activity; protein binding. The coding region runs from base 259 to 558 and encodes 99 amino acids. The record is from RefSeq and is a predicted model, not a curated record. Lineage: Eukaryota; Metazoa; Chordata; Aves; Columbiformes; Columbidae.